AUAAAAAUGGCGAAACUUUUUGUAACUUUGGCAAUUUGCUGUGUUGUUGGCGCUGUUUUAGUUAAAGGAUUCGAUAAAAAGGCAGCUGUUGCCGCAUUUAUGGUGAAAAUGGAUGAUUGCAAAGCUGAAGUUGGAGCUAAGGAUUCUGAUGUUGAGGAACUAGUUGCUAAAAAACCUUCCUCUACCAUGGAAGGAAAAUGUUUGCGCUCAUGUCUCAUGAAGAAAUAUGAAGUGAUGGACAAUAACGGUAAAUUUGUUAAGGAUGUCGCCGUAACUCAUGCUCACAAAUAUACAGAUGGCUCUGAUGAAAGAAUGAAAAUUGCUCAUGAAAUAAUUGAUGCCUGCAGUAGCAUUGCAGUAGCCGACGAUCAUUGUGAGGCAGCCGAGCAAUAUGGAAAAUGCUUCAAGGAACAAGCCAUGGCUCACAAUAUUAAAGAUGACUUCGAUUAUUGA
Molecule: messenger RNA, 453 nt
Organism: Calliphora vicina (urban bluebottle blowfly)
Lineage: Eukaryota; Metazoa; Arthropoda; Insecta; Diptera; Calliphoridae
Product: general odorant-binding protein 28a-like
Exons: 3
Coding region: 7-453 (148 amino acids)
Molecular function (GO): odorant binding
Source: RefSeq, a predicted model, not a curated record